Dichotomopilus funicola is the source of this 1230-nucleotide messenger RNA. Its product is annotated as p-aminobenzoyl-glutamate hydrolase subunit B. The record is from RefSeq and is a predicted model, not a curated record. NCBI's taxonomy places the organism in Eukaryota, Fungi, Ascomycota, Sordariomycetes, Sordariales, Chaetomiaceae. The transcript has a single exon. The coding region runs from base 1 to 1230 and encodes 409 amino acids. Gene Ontology annotation, molecular function: dipeptidase activity.
AUGGCUCACAAUAUGACUAGCGUCAUCAACGACGAGAUCAAGAGCCGCAACGCUGAAAUCUCAUCCAUUAACAAGUUCAUCCAUGCCAACCCGGAGCUCGCCUACGAAGAGCACAAGGCCCACGAUGCAUUUGUUUCGGCUCUUCAGUCGCUCGGUUUCGAAGUGACACCCCACGCUUUCGGCCUCGAAACCGCCUUCUCCGCCGAGUACGGUUCCGGCGGCCGGUUAGUCAUCUACAAUGCCGAGUACGACGCCCUUCCGGGAAUUGGCCAUGCCUGUGGACACAACCUCAUCUCCUCCUCCUCCUUCGCGGCCUUCCUCGGCGCCGUGGCCGCUCUCAAAGCCUCGGGUCAGCCCGGCCGCGUCCGCCUACUCGGCACACCCGCGGAGGAAGGGGGCGGUGGGAAACUCAAGCUCAUCGAGAACGGUGCCUUUCGCGACGCAGCCGCCUGCCUAAUGGUUCACCCAGGCCCAGGCCACAACCUCACCGCUCCCAUCCGCGGCGUCGCCUUCGUCAACAUGCUCGCCAACGUCAAGAUGCGCGUACACUUCACCGGCCGCGAGUCGCACGCCGCCAUCGCCCCCUGGGAGGGUGUCAACGCCCUCGACGCCGUCUGUCUCGGUUACACCGCCGUCAGCAUGCUGCGCCAGCAGAUCCGGCCCUACGAGCGAGUCCACGGUGUCUUUCGCGCGGCGGGCAACCGGGCCAACGUCACGCCUGCUGACUGCACGGUCGAAUACUACUGCCGGAGCGCGACCAAGCGCGGGGCUGACGCGCUCUGGGCCCGCGUGGAGAAGUGUUUCGAGGGGAGUGCCAUUGCGACGGGGUGUGAGAUGCGCGUGGAACCGCUCAAUUCGUACGCGGAUGUGCGCCCGAGCAGGGGGUUAUGUGAAGCAUAUGUUGAGGCGAUGCCUGCGGGGACGGUGUCGUGGAACGAGCCGGCGGAUAUCUUGGGGGGCAGCACCGAUAUGGGCGACGUGUGCUACCAGUGCCCCGGUUUCCAUGGGGUUUUUGGGAUUGGCACGAAUGAGGGCGAGUCAAACCACACUAAGGGGUUUGCCGCGGCUGCUGGGACUGAAGAGGCGUAUGAGCGGGCGUUGGAAUGCGGUAGAGGCAUGGCCGUGGUCGGGUGGAAAGUGUUGUCUGAUGAUAAGUUCGCGGAGAGGCUUAGGAGUGAGUGGGAGACGGAUAUGAAAGACGCUGCAGAAGGCAAGACUGCAUCCGCAUAA